AUGUGUGAGGAUAAUACCACUAGAGUCAGUGAAGUUGUUCUCCAUGGAUUCCAAAACCUCAACAACUAUAAUAUAGUCUUCUUCUGUGUUCUACUUUUAAUAUUUCUAGUUAUCUUGGUUGGAAAUAUUUUAAUCAUUACAUUGAUAUCAAUUACCAACCUCAGACAUCCCAUGUACUUUUUUCUAAAACAUCUUUCCAUAGUUGAUGUCUUAUUCAGUUCGAAUAUUGUGCCAGCAUUGCUACAUGUCAUAUUGUGGGGCCAAGGCCUCUUAUCUAUAACUGGGUGUAUUUUUCAGUACUAUGUACACAGCUUCCUGGCAUUCAUACAGUCUUUCCUACUGACAGUUAUGGCAUAUGAUCGAUAUGUUGCCAUCUGUGACCCCUUACAUUAUUCUACUCUCAUAACCACUAAAACCUGUUACUACCUUGUCUGCUUUUGCUGGAUGUUCUCCUACAUCCUUAUUUCAAGUGAAAUUAUCUUUCUGUAUCAAUUACAGUUUUGUAAAUCAAAUUAUAUUGAUCAUUUCUUUUGUGACAUUGCUCCAAUUCUUCAGAUUUCAUCUUCAGAUACUUUCAUCGUUAUCUGGAUUGAUUUUGUGAUAUGUUUCCUUACCAUAUUUUUCCCUUUUUUGUUGGUCAUUGGCUCAUACACAUGUAUUUUUAUUAGCAUCCUAAAAAUGUCUUCCGUCGUAAGGAAAAAAGCCUUCUCAACCUGCAGCUCACACUUGCUUAUUGUUUGUUUGUAUUAUGGGACUUUGACUGCUAUAUAUGCAGUGCCAUCAGGGGACAAUUCCCACAAUGAAAACAAGUUCAAAUCUCUUAUAUACACUGUGUUAACGCCAUUUAUUAACCCAAUAAUAUACAGUCUACGGAACCAGGAAAUAACGCAAGGCUUGAUAAAGCUAAUUGAUCUACAUGUGUGGGCUGAAUUUUAA
Messenger RNA from Staurois parvus, 936 nucleotides. The record is from the annotation of a GenBank genome assembly. NCBI's taxonomy places the organism in Eukaryota, Metazoa, Chordata, Amphibia, Anura, Ranidae.